Molecule: messenger RNA, 2252 nt
Organism: Ruditapes philippinarum (Manila clam)
Lineage: Eukaryota; Metazoa; Mollusca; Bivalvia; Venerida; Veneridae
Product: trichohyalin-like
Exons: 5
Coding region: 173-1537 (454 amino acids)
Source: RefSeq, a predicted model, not a curated record
UUUAUCAGGUCAGGUUAAACAAUAGAAAUAAUAUUCAUUGCCAAAAUAAAUGGCGUCUAAAUAGAUGAAAUAUUUAAAUCGCCAGCUAUUGCACCGCUAACAUGUAAGAGGAUUUCGUAUGGAUUUUAAACCUCACUUUUCAGAUCAAAAAUGUGAAUUCCCGUAAGAUUUCAUGGCGACGCCAACGACAGAGAUCGGUCUGAAGAGGGUAAGGUUUUCCCUGGAUGAUGAUAAGGAAUCGGCUCGGAGUCCAGACGAUUUUUACCAGGGACAAUGGGAUUUCCUCAAGUAUUUGCUAACGUUGCGAGAGGAGUUCAACAUUACAACGGUUGUAGAAAGUCUCGUUCAGAAAGGCGUCAUCAGUGCAGACGCCGGAACAGACGUCAUGCGUCAAGGUAAUGCGCGUGCGCAGAUCGAACUUUGUGUACAGGAAGUAAUGAAAGGCGGAUCACCGGCGUAUGCGGCCCUCUGCGAAACCCUGCAAGAGCAUGGUUACAGCAAUAUAGUAGAUGCAUUGAAAAGAGAGGACAACAUGCAUGCGUUUGUGCCAGAACUUUCUGAUAUGCAAGGCUUUGGUCCCAGAGAAAAACAGACACACUGGAGUCAAAGUGCAUCUCUUGUCAACCCGGAUGAGAUGGCGGUGCAGGGUAAGAAAAUGUCACUGGGAGCAUUGGCACGAGACACCAAGGCGUCACAGAAAGAAUUCUCCGUUAUAGUAGAACGUCAGCACGAGCUAGAAAAGCAGCUUGUGCAAGUGAUGAAGUCCUUGGAUACCGCUAAAGACAUGCUUAUUCGUGAAAGACAAGAAAAACUUGGACUUAGAGAACAGCUUAAAGGUCGAGACGAAGAAUUGGUUGGAAUGCAAAGAAAGUAUUUAGAGCUUCAGAAAGCUAUGGCUAAUCUAAGAGAUACAAACAAUAAAUAUCACGAAAAGGUGACAAAGUUACAAAUAGAAAACGAGACACUACGACGUGGUAUGAAAGACAGGGAUGAAAUUGAAGGUGAACUCAGGGAACGCAAUAGUGAAUUGGUGCGCUUGAAAGAAGUAUUAAAUAGACAGGAGCAACAAAUGAAGACGCAAGAGGAACAGAUUGUCCAAAAACUUGAUAUGAUUGAGAAAGUGGUUACUGAACACAGGGGUUUGAUAGACGGACAAGAUAAACUGACGAAGAGAAUGUCACAGCAGCAGACGGACAUUGUUCGUCUCUCUGAAGAAAAAUUAGAGGCGCAAAAUCAAAUGGCGGCACAGCAGCGUCAGCUGAACUUCCAACACGCCCAGAUCGUGAUGUUGCAAGAACAAAUGCAGAGAAUGGAGGCGCAUAUAAGUCAAGGGGCGACUGGAGGAACGUUGAGACCGGAAAGUCUGCCCCCGGUAAAUACACACCCUACAACGCCUGUUGGAGAUAGCCGGGGAGGUCGAUAUAUCGCGUCGCUUUCUAAAGGAAUGAAUCUGAGACCGUUUAAUGCUCAAGGAAAAUUAGAGAACUCCAAGAACUCGUUUUGGAGAAGUGAUCCUUCAUCUAAGAAAAGCAAAUGAGAAAAAUAACUCGCUAGCAUAUUUAGAUGUUUGUGUUACAUAAAUUUUUGUGACUGUCACAUUAAGUAUUACAGUAAUUGUGUUCAUUUUUAUUCUAUUUCUCAAUUGACGUCAUUAUUUGGAUGUAUUAUAUUUUCAUUUCUAUACUUUUCACAUUGAAAGCAUUUGUUGUUGUGUUAAAGGGAAAUAAUUUGAUUUAUUUAUAAUUGAUAAAGUGAUAUAAAUUCCUCUUAUCUAUUCUUAAGUUAGGAAUUAACAUUAUAUAUACAAAUGUCUGACAUAUUUUAGGCAACUUCCGGCGGUUAGAUUCUUGUUUUAGUGAAACUUUUUUUUCCACUCUAUAUCGUUAUUUUAUCGACGGUUAUCAAAUUUAAGACAACACUUUUUAACAUUGUCAAUAACAUUUUGAAAGUAUUAUUUAAAUCAAAGUAUGAACCUAUAUUUUUCUACAUACACCAUGCCAAUUUCUUUUUCAAAGUUACAUUAAAACGAUGGUUGGUUGUUUCUUGAGCAUUUAUGGUAAACGUGUUUUAAUGUUUUGACGUACACUUCAACGGAUAAUACACACACUGCAGAUAACGAAAUCUGCAUAUAUCGAACAUGGUUGUUUUGUACCAUAUACUUUGUUUAUGUGUCACAUUCACUGCAUAUGUAACAAUUCCAAUACAAUGUUUGAAUGAAAUAUAUGUAUAUUACAGUAAACAUUUUUAUAUCA